Macrosiphum euphorbiae (potato aphid) is the source of this 927-nucleotide messenger RNA. The record is from the annotation of a GenBank genome assembly. Lineage: Eukaryota; Metazoa; Arthropoda; Insecta; Hemiptera; Aphididae.
AUGUGCAUGCCCGAGGAUCACGGCGAUGCCGCGGUCAUUUCGUACGUAGAUUUCUUCGCAGCGACGCCGGUACAGCCGCUUCCUCCGACACGACCGCCGUACCAACAUCAGCUCACACUUCGACAUCAACGCCCUGUACCGUCUUUGACGUUGGCCGUGGUACCGGAAACGUCUGCAUCGGCACCGGAAGACAACGCCACGACCGUCGCUGCCACGCCGAAGCGGGCACAUAGGACUUUGCGUUGCACGUGUCACAACACACCGGCGGCUAUGCGAUUGGGCGCAAAACGACACGUGACAGCCACUGACGACGUCACGUUGUCCAUCCGGCUAUUCAUCACGCUGUCCAUCGCUAUCCUGGCAACCAAACUGAUCGCCGACGCCGUGUACUCGACUGGCGUACACUGCUCCUCGGUGGGCAAUCCACACUCUCACAGGGCCAAGAGACAGUUGCCGCCGAUUGAGCAGGGCAACAUGGUGAUCGACAGCAUAUUUCAGAUUCCUAUAAAAACGCUCAGCGCCGUCGGGACACUAAUUAAGACUGCCCGUCCUCUGGUGCGCAGGACCCGCGAACGCAUCCAGCAGUACUACACGGGUUACCAGCAGCAAUACAGCAACGGCCAGCAGCAAUACGGCAACGGUCAGCAGCAGUACGGCAACGGUCAGCAGCAGUACGGCAACGGUCUGCAGCAGUACGGCAACGGUCUGCAGCAAUACAGCAAUGGCCAGCAGUACUACAGCAAUGGCCAGCAGUACUACACCAGUGGUCAGAAGCGCUACAGCAUUGGCCGUGUGAACUCCGACCCGGAAUCACGCCAGGACGAUAGAGAAGAGUUCGUUCACCGGCCCAAGCGGAAACAGGUGACUUAUCGAGCUGGGAACGAUCAGCCCGAGGGCCGCCGCCUAUACAAAUCCGAAGUUUACUGA